AUGAAGAGAGAGUCAGUGCCCGUCUUGCAUACCAUCGUGGACGACUUCGAGCGACACGUCAAAAUUCUAGGUCAGUUGGGUGAACCAGUAAAUUCGUGGAGUACCAUAUUGGAGCACAUCCUCUGUACGCGACUGCACGAUGACACCCUGAAGGCGUGGGAGGAUCACGCUUCCACCCUGGACGCAGUAACUUACGAGCGACUGAUCGAGUUCCUGCAACGUCGUAUCCGUGUAUUGGAAUCGAUUUCCGUCAACAAACACUAUUCGUCUGUCCCAGCCGAAACCCAAUUCAAACCUCCGUGUUCGAAAAGAUCGUUUCCAACGAAAGUCUCGUCCCAUGCUGCCGUCGAAAAUUCUCCUAUGAAGUGCUACACCUGCGAUCAACGUCAUCCUUUAGUAAAGUGCUACAAAUUCGAGAAGCUUCCAAUUUCCGAAAAGUUGAACCUUCUUAAUGCCAAGCGUCUCUGUCUCAAUUGUUUCCGCAACGACCACCCCGCUCGAAACUGUUCGUCGAAGGCAUCCGUUCAAACCAACGUAGCCACUGCCGAGGCAGUUCCGUUGCUGUCCGCAUCGACAUUGGUGAAAUCCCAAGAGCAAGUGUGCAGUAUCCCGAUGCAAAGUUGCGGCAGAAACGGUUUCAUGCUCACCGUACUGCUGAAAAUCGUCGACUGUUAUGGUGAAGAGCAUUUUGCCAGAGCUCUUUUGGAUUGCGCUUCCCAACCGAACAUCAUCUCCAAAAAUUUGGCUCAAAUUCUGCGGCUAAAGCGAAACAAGGUGAAUGUUCUGAUCCAUGGAGUAGGAGAGAAACCGCAACACGCUCGCAACUCUGUCCGUACGCAAGUGCGUUCCCGGAAAGGAGAAUUCAUCCUAGAUGUCGACUUCUUGGUUCUGAACAAGGUCAUCCCGAACCUUCCGACUCGUGACGUCUCCAUUGAAGACUGGAAUCUACCCCAGGACCUGUUCUACGCUGAUCCAAACUACCACAAGAGCUCCGGGAUUGAUUUGAUAAUCGGCAAUGAGCAUUUCUUCUCUUGCUUCAAGACUGCCGCUAGAAUCCAACUGUCUGAUUCACUUCCGUUUCUUGUCGAUAGUGUAUUCGGUUGGAUCGUCUCUGGUACCGCCCACGCUGCCACAAAUGCGCACGAUGCGUCCACCUGCUCCGUUACGACCGUUUCACUAAUGUCCCUCGAAGAAAGCCUGGAACGCUUUUGGGAAAUCGAAGAGCCGCCAGCUCGAUCUGCCUAUUCACUAGAGGAGAAGAAAUGUGAGGAAUUCUACACAUCCACGGUUACCAGAAACAGCGCAGGACGAUACGUAGUGCGACUACCACGUAAAUCCAACUUCGACGAGCUAGUUGGAGAAUCGAAGGCCACCGAAGGCUACGACUAUUCGAACUUCUUGAACGCAGGCUUGAUCGACAUGCCCACCUGA
Molecule: messenger RNA, 1431 nt
Organism: Ochlerotatus camptorhynchus
Lineage: Eukaryota; Metazoa; Arthropoda; Insecta; Diptera; Culicidae
Exons: 2
Coding region: 1-1431 (476 amino acids)
Source: RefSeq, a predicted model, not a curated record